AUGGAACAAAUGGGGAUAGCAGCGGAAGCUCAUAACGUGAAAAUUCUGGGAUCAGGCACCGAAUACAUAGUUCUGGCUCACGGCUUUGGCACCGAUCAAUCUGUGUGGAAACACUUUGUACCUUAUCUCGUUGAUGAUUACCGUGUCGUUCUCUACGAUAACAUGGGAGCGGGCACCACUAACCCUGACUACUUCGAUUUCGAGCGCUACUCCAGCUUAGAAGGUUACGCGUCAGAUUUGCUUGCCAUUUUAGAAGAGCUCCAAAUUGAAUCUUGCAUAUUCGUUGGCCACUCUGUUUCCGGAAUGAUUGGUGCUAUUGCUUCUAUUUCUCGCCCCGAUCUCUUCACCAAACUCAUUCUGGUUGGAGCUUCCCCCAGGUAUUUGAACGACGUGGAUUACUACGGAGGAUUUGAGCAGGAAGAGCUGAACCAACUAUUCGAUGCUAUGGCGUCGAAUUACAAAGCGUGGUGCUGUGGGUUUGCUCCGCUGGCUGUGGGCGGAGACUUGGAUUCUGUGGCAGUGCAGGAAUUUAGUCGAACAUUGUUCAACAUGAGGCCCGACAUAGCGCUGGUGGUGUCGCGGACAAUAUUUCAAAGCGACAUGAGGCAGAUUCUGAAUCUUGUCUGUGUCCCCUGCCACAUCAUACAGGCGGAGAAAGACAUGGCGGUUCCGGUGAUGAUCUCGGAGUAUCUCCACCAACACAUUUCUGCUGAGUCCAUCGUCGAGGUCAUGGCCACCGAUGGCCAUUUGCCGCAGUUAAGCUCGCCGGAUAUCGUUAUUCCGGUGCUGCUCAAACACAUUCACCUUGAUGUUGAGGCAAGAAGCUAG
This is a messenger RNA of Sphenostylis stenocarpa, 828 nucleotides long. The record is from the annotation of a GenBank genome assembly. Lineage: Eukaryota; Viridiplantae; Streptophyta; Magnoliopsida; Fabales; Fabaceae.